GCAUCUCUGCUUGACACAGCAAAGGAAAAAAAAAAACAAACAUAAUAUUAUAAUGUCUUGUGGAUUGCCUAAUAUCAAAUUUAUACAGUUCCGUUGACUUCAAGUAGCACCAAUUAUUUCAAUGGCUUGUAAUGGGUGUACGAAGCGUUUUGGACUAUUAUUGAGAGAACGCGGUUGCCCUUCUUGUAAAUAUUCGUUUUGCUCGAAAUGCCUAAGGUUUCGGAUAAUACUAGAUAACCAGCAUAAAGAUGUAUGCUUGCGAUGUCACGAACUCUCGAAAAAUGGCACUGUGGAAGCCAAAAACAUAGAUAACCAAAGCAGCGAUUCUUCUGUUCUGGAUGCUCCUAUUGAAUCGAAGUCCAGUACAAUAAUAUCAGCAACUGUACAUGCAAAACCGCUUGUUAACUCGAUAGUAGACGCGGAUGGCCAUAUUCGCAAGAGACUAGCUUCAUUGAAACAAAAUGCACACGAAACCAAGCAAGCGUCAACUUCUUCAGAAACAACAGUGAGUGAUAUAGAAAAACGACUUGCCGCGUUAAGAGGAGUAAAACAUAUAGAUUACACCGAAUCUAACAGAACUUUUUUCAUGCAAAGAGAUAACAGAAAUCAAGAGGAAAAAACAAUGGAUUUAUUGAAGCAGUUUACAGAGGAACAUCACAUGUACAAUGCCAUUAGCAACUAUCGAUUGGCUGCGAUCGAUGAUAUUGAAAAGCGUUUGUCUGCACUGAAAGACGAGCCAAAUGUUAGAGUUCACCAAACGUCUUCGGGCGUAACCCAAGAAGAAGAAAACGAAGAAAAGGCGGCUGAGGAGUUGGCUAAACAAUUUUUGGAAGAAGCAGCGAUCGAGUCCAAAAAGCAUGUAGGAAAUUGUGAUGGUGUGCUGAAUAGCCUGGAUAUUCCCGAUCCAAUAGAUCCGUCCGAACUGAAAGAACUACCGUGGUGUAUAAUUUGUAACGAAAAUGCUGUUAUACGAUGUAUCAGCUGCGGUGGCGACUUGUUCUGUCAUAGUUGCUUCAGAGAGUGUCAUGAUGACGAUGAUGAUUAUAGAACACACCAAACAAAGCUAUUUAAAUUCGUUCAGAAUGAAAAUUUUUAGUCAAAUUUUUGUUCAUGUUCAAUACUCACGGACUUCAUGGACAUGCAGUGCAAAUACUCAGUCAUUCAUAAAAAUCCAUAUUAAGAUAUUUGACGUUUAAGCCGAAUUUACACCUAUCCGAUCCGUUUCAGUGCCGGUUCAGUUCCGUGCACGGACGCCAAUAUUCUUUCAUACAAAUCAAAUGCAAGCGUUCACACUUAUCCGGCACGGCGCCGUCCGGGACAAGUGUGAAUGCUUGCAUUUGAAAACUAUCUAUAUAGUUUUGGGCGGUAUUGUUUAAGCCUUCUAAUGUUCUGCCCUUCACCAGGAUACCGAAAUCGUCAGCAUACUGAACUAGAAUAACAUCGUCAUCAUCUAUGUUAUGCAGACAUAGGGUGUAAAUGUUAAACAGCGUCGGUGAGAGGAUAUCACCUUGAGGUAACCCAUUGUUGAUGGUUCUCGAGAUAGUCGUUUCGCGUAUUUGUAGGCUUAAUCGUCUGUUCUGCAGAAAGCUCGCUAUCCAAGUGGUUAGUUCCGCUGGGACGUUCAGCUCGACGAGCGUGUUCUCCGGUAGGUUUGGUUUAACUGCGUUAAAUGCGUUGCUCAAAUCAACACAUUAGAGCUACUUUCAUGCUUUGUCGUUUGAAGCUUUUUACUGCGUUCAUCACAAAAGCCAGACCUGUGUUGGUAGAAAGACCUUUUCUGAAACCAAAAGAUGUUGUUGGUAGAAUGUUCUUUUCGUCCAUAAAUGUCUCUAAUCUCUCUAGAAUUGCUGUGUGGAUAACUUUUGUUAUUGUAGGCACCAGGCUGAUGGGCCUCUUUCCCGAUGGGCUUGUUAUGUUAUUGGCACUAUCCACGGUUGUGGAUCGUGUCGACCAAAGUGCUCGUCUAGGAAAGCCUCUGCAGCUUCUUUAUCAUCGUUCAUUACGUUGUUUUCCUUCUUUUUAAUCCGUUUUCCUGUCAGUCUUCCAACUUUCUCCCACAGCUCCUUGGAACUAGCGAAGGGGUUUAUCUCGUUUGGAAAUUCAUUUAUUUUAUUUUUUAUUUCUUCUCUCUUCAACCUUUGAAAGGCAGCAGCUCUCUUCUUGAAUUCUAUUAGAUUUGUUUGGCUCGAUAUUCUAAUAAAUUGCCUUCUCGCUUCUGUUUUCUUUAACCAAGCGUCUUCCACCUGCUCAUUCCACCAGUGUUUAGGUAUUUUAGUCAAAUUUUUGUUCAUGUUCAAUGUAAAUUUUAUUUGCUUUGCUUUAUGAUCACAAUAACUGUAAAUAUUUUCAUUUGUAGACUCACGGACUUCAUGGACAUGCAGUGCAAAUACUCAGUCAUUCAAAAAUCCAUAUUGAGAUAUUUGACGUUUAAGCCGAAUUUACACCUAUCCGAUCCGUUUCAGUGCCGGUUCAGUUCCGUGCACGGACG
Topomyia yanbarensis is the source of this 2488-nucleotide messenger RNA. Its product is annotated as abscission/NoCut checkpoint regulator. The record is from RefSeq and is a predicted model, not a curated record. Gene Ontology annotation, biological process: abscission; mitotic cytokinesis checkpoint signaling. Gene Ontology annotation, cellular component: centrosome; midbody; cleavage furrow. Bases 122 to 1096 code for a protein of 324 amino acids. Lineage: Eukaryota; Metazoa; Arthropoda; Insecta; Diptera; Culicidae. Gene Ontology annotation, molecular function: phosphatidylinositol-3-phosphate binding. The transcript is spliced from 4 exons.